This is a messenger RNA of Colletotrichum costaricense, 2310 nucleotides long. RefSeq names its product trichodiene oxygenase. The record is from RefSeq and is a predicted model, not a curated record. The coding region runs from base 1 to 2310 and encodes 769 amino acids. Gene Ontology annotation, molecular function: heme binding; oxidoreductase activity, acting on paired donors, with incorporation or reduction of molecular oxygen; iron ion binding. The transcript is spliced from 8 exons. NCBI's taxonomy places the organism in Eukaryota, Fungi, Ascomycota, Sordariomycetes, Glomerellales, Glomerellaceae.
AUGAGUUUCAUCCCCGAGGCUAUCACGCCGACGUCCGUCCUGUCGUGGCAGUGUGCAGCUACGCUCCUCGUCAUAUGGAUCACCUAUUGUCUGGGGCGCGCCAUCUACAAUGUCUCGCCUCUACACCCCCUUAGCAGGUUUCCUGGCCCCAAGUUAGCUGCUGCAUCGUAUGCCCCCGAAUGCUGGUACGAUUUCGUGAUGAAGGGGCGGUACACCUAUGAGAUUGUCAAGAUGCACCAAAUUUACGGACCCAUUGUCCGUAUCAACCCUGACGAGGUGCACUGCGACGACGUUCGCUUCACCGACGAAGUAUACGCUAUCAACGGGAGAAAACGAGACAAGCAUAUCCACCACAUGAUCAACCUACCAGACCCCGCAACCUUCGCCACAUUUGGCACGAUCGACCACGAUCUCCACCGCAGACGGCGAGCCGCCGUCGGCAAGUUCUUCUCCCGGCAGCAGAUGCUCAAGCUCGAGCCGCAAGUCCACGCAUCAGCGCAAAAGCUCUGCGACAAGCUUCUCUCAUUUGCUGGUCCCGAUGGCGAGGUCGUGCCUUUGCAAGACGCCUAUAGCUGCUUUACGACGGACGUGAUUACCGAGUACUGCUUUGGCGAGUCGUUUGGAUUUCUUGAGCAGAAGGAGUGGACGCCUAAUUAUCGUUCGGCUGUUUAUGGGGCACUAGUUCAUACGUUCCUAUUCAAGUUCUUUCCGUGGACGAAGAUCGUUAUGAAUGCUGGGCCGUAUCUCAAGAAUUAUCUACCUAGGGACACGGCCAUCUUUAUCAAUACCUACGCAACCGUCAUCCCAGCCCUCGUAGAGAAGGCGAGAGACCGUAAAGUGACAGGCACGCACAGAUACCAACACUCGCCCAAUGUCUUCGCCGCAUUAUUCGACUCCGAUCUCCCGCCCGAAGAAAAGACGGUUCCACGACUCACGUCCGAGGGUGCCAUCAUGAUAACCGCGGGAACGGAAACAACAAGCUACACACUGACGAUGAUCAGCUUCCACCUCCUAUCGAACCCGAAAAUCUUGGCAAAGCUGACGCGAGAACUUCAAGGGGCGGUCAAGGAUCCGAAACACCUGCCAAACUGGCCGACGUUGGAAACACUGCCAUAUCUGAAUGCUGUCAUCUCUGAAGGGCUGCGGCUGGCGCCCGGUGGAUCGAUGCGUACUGGCAGAGUCGCUACCGAAGAAGAUCUCGUCUAUCGCGGGAAAUGGAGGCCUCAAGGAGCGGAAGUUGAUGUGGAUGUGUGCCAUGUCAUUCCACGCGGAUGGGCGGUAAGUAUGAGCGCCAUCAUCUCACAUCUCGAUGAGAGGAUGUUUCCGAACGCCAAGGAUUUUAUACCGGAGCGGUGGAUCGAUGAAAAUGGUCAGAGGAGGAGGGAAUUGGAAGCUGGGUUCAUCCCCUUUUCCAAGGGAACGCGACAGUGUGUGGGAAUGCCACUCGCAUACUCUGAGUUAUAUAUCGCUUUGACUUCGUUGGUGCUGAGGGUCUUUCCGCGUAUGAAGCUGUACGAUACUACUUUGCGCGAUGUUGAGUAUGACCAUGACUUGGGCGUGCCGAUUCCCGCGACCGAGAACGUCUAUCUAACUUUCUUCAUCAUGAAGCUUAACGUUUGUGUUGUCGUGGGGUUGACUGCCAUCUGUCAAGCCGAACAGCUCUCAGUAAUCCCCAUCAAUGAGACGACAUGUCACUCUCUUCCGAAGGCUUCUUCGAUUGAAGUCAUGCCUAUAAAUGUGACUACAGCUCACUCAACCCUCAAGCCUUCGUCAAUUGGAGUCAUUCCCAUCGACGUGGUGACAGGCCACUCCCUCCUCAAACCCUCGCCAACCCAAGCCCCAUCCAACUGCACAUGCACGCAUGAGGACACGAACAAACCAGUCACCCAUAACCGCCCGGCUGAAGUCCCGUACUGGGGCUUUAAGCAAAGCUGCACUGAAAUCCACGGCGACGGAGGCGAAGCAGCAGUUAUUUGGGCCUGCUGCGACACGACCUACGGCUACGGCAUCCAGAAUCGGUUUCGUCUAGGCCAGUGUAUCGAGAACGCGCGCGGGAAGCUAAUCCCGCGCAAGAAUGGGGGGUUCUGGCGCACGUGUGAGGAUUGUGGGCUCAAGGAUCCAGAGAAGCCGACCGUGUAUAGCUGCAAGUGCUGGCCUAUGCCUAGGCAUGGGGCGAAGCAUGAGCGUGUGGAGGCUGAGAUCGAGUUGAACGACUUUAUCGGUAACGACCAUGGCAAGUUGGUUUGCUUCGGCGUCAGGGAGCAGCGCUACUGGGGAAAUUGCACCAAUAACUUUCCUUGGGAUAACUAG